Molecule: messenger RNA, 2142 nt
Organism: Morus notabilis
Lineage: Eukaryota; Viridiplantae; Streptophyta; Magnoliopsida; Rosales; Moraceae
Product: abscisic acid 8'-hydroxylase 2
Exons: 8
Coding region: 90-1598 (502 amino acids)
Biological process (GO): sterol metabolic process
Molecular function (GO): heme binding; oxidoreductase activity, acting on paired donors, with incorporation or reduction of molecular oxygen; iron ion binding
Source: RefSeq, a predicted model, not a curated record
ACUCGUUGCCACCUCUCCCUCUCCCACUCUUAAUUUAACUCCUUCCCUUUUUUAUCAUUAUUAUUAAUCCACCGUCAUCAAAUACCACCAUGCAACUUCUCUCUCCUUCUCCUUCUCCUCCUCCUUCUACACCACCACCACCUUUUUCUUUUUCUGCUGCCGUACCAUACCAGUACUUCUGUUACUUUCUAAUCCCCACACCAAUAAUUCUGCUCUCUUUUCUCCUUUUCCUCUUCCUCCAAUGGCGCCAACGGCGCCGAAUUCCGAAGGCACCCUUGCCUCCCGGCUCAAUGGGCUGGCCUUAUGUCGGAGAGACUCUCAAGCUCUACACCGAGAACCCCAAUUCCUUCUUUUCCGACAGGCAAAAACGGUAUGGAGACAUAUUUAAGACGCACAUAUUGGGAUGUCCAUGCGUGAUGAUAUCGAGCCCGGAGGCGGCGAGAAUUGUGCUGGUGAGCAGGGCACAUAUGUUCAGGCCAACUUAUCCGCCAAGCAAAAUGAAGAUUAUAGGGCCAGAGGCUGUGUUCUUCCACCAAGGCUCCUACCAUUCAAGGAUCAAGAAGCUGGUGCAAGCCUCCUUUCUCCCUUCUGCUCUAAGAGGCUCAGUCUCGGAGAUAGAGAAUAUCGCGCUCAGACUUCUCGCCACCUGGAAGAACAGCUCCAUCAACACUUUGCACGAGAUGAAGAAGUACGCUUUUGAUGUGGCGGUCAUCUCUGUCUUCGGCAACAAACUGGACAUAGAAAUGGAAGGAAUUAAACAUCUGUAUCAAUGUCUUGACAAGGGAUAUAAUUCAAUGCCUUUAGAUCUACCCGGAACUCUCUUCCGCAAAACCAUGAAGGCAAGGAAGCUUCUGAACAAGACUCUAAAGAGGUUGAUAGUGAAGAGAAGGGAGAGUGGAGAAAAAAGUGAUGGCUUAUUAGGAGUGUUAUUAGGAGCAAGUGACGACAAGCUUAAUAAGCAACAGCUUAGUGAUUCUCAAAUUGCUGAUAAUAUAAUUGGUGUGAUUUUUGCCGCUCACGACACUACUGCUAGUGCUCUAACUUGGAUUUUGAAGUAUUUGCACGACAAUGGCCACCUCUUAGAAGCCGUUACCGGGGAACAAGAAGGAAUUAGAAGCAAGUUGUUGGAGGAGAAUCGGGGGCUUACAUGGGAGGAUACUAGGCGUAUGCCUUUGACUACCCGGGUAAUUCAAGAAACUCUAAGAAGAGCCAGUAUACUCUCUUUCACGUUCAGAGAAGCCGUGGAGGACGUGGAAUUUGAGGGCUACUUCAUCCCUAAAGGUUGGAAGGUCCUUCCCCUUUUCAGAAGUAUUCAUCACUCUGCUGAUUUCUUCCCUCAACCCGACAAGUUCGACCCUUCACGAUUUGAGGUGCCACCGAGGCCAAAUACGUACAUGCCCUUUGGGAAUGGCGUGCAUUCCUGUCCAGGCAGUGAGCUGGCCAAGCUUGAGAUGCUCAUUCUCCUUCACCAUCUCACCACUACACACAGGUGGAAAGUGGUGGGAGAUGAUGAUGGAAUACAAUAUGGCCCUUUCCCGGUACCCAAACAAGGCUUGCCUAUGAAGGUAAUUCCAAAGAACAAGAAGGUGACUACUUGAAAACUCAGCUUCCGGGGUUCUCAAUGACAGUUUUCCAGUGGGGCCAAAUGCAAAAGGCCCCAUUGAGCUCUCCCUUCUAUGAGUUUUGCCAUUUUUAGUUUGUCGUUGGGAAUCCUAUGUAUUUGCUAGGGUCAAUGUCAAUGCAUUGCAUUAAAUGUAACAUGUAACAAAAGUGUAUUAUGCAAGGAAAAUAAAGUUAGCAAGGAAAUGGAGGAUUAUGAAAAGGAAAACGUUUUUGAAUGUGUGAAUAACAGAAGAGGUUGAAGAUCUUUCAGGAUCACACAUGUGUGGUUCUGACUGUUGAAGUGACUUUCAUUUCAUUCUCAGUUUAGUAUGAGGGAAGAGGAGAGUGAGUGGUAACUUUCAUUCUUUCAGAUAUUUUCCAACUGUUUUUGUGGCUGGCAAUGGCAACCAAAGGCCUCAGAGAAAGAGAUAAACCUAGGCCAAGCCAGAAUUCAGGACCACGUAUCAUGCAACAAGGCAUUUGGGAUUUUUACACGUGGCGAUAUGGGGAAUGGACAGUAUACUUCCACGUUAGAGCAUC